Messenger RNA from Lipotes vexillifer (Yangtze River dolphin), 9582 nucleotides. It is a transcript of the gene CPLANE1, whose product is annotated as ciliogenesis and planar polarity effector complex subunit 1. NCBI's taxonomy places the organism in Eukaryota, Metazoa, Chordata, Mammalia, Artiodactyla, Lipotidae. Gene Ontology annotation, cellular component: ciliary transition zone. The transcript is spliced from 51 exons. Bases 1 to 9582 code for a protein of 3193 amino acids. Gene Ontology annotation, molecular function: protein binding. Gene Ontology annotation, biological process: cilium assembly. The record is from RefSeq and is a predicted model, not a curated record.
AUGGAGAUAAGAUUAGAAGUUUUGACUUCAACGAGUAUCAAGCAGAAAAAAUCCUGGCCACGAGUUUCCUGGUUGGGACAGGAAAAUGAAGCUGUUUUUCUUUUGGAUGAUAAAUUCAUAAAUGAAAUUAAUUUGCUAUCAGGAAGGACAAAGAAGAAAAUUCCCAGUCUCCAGCCUUUGUUGAAGGAUGUUACAGUCCUAACAACAUCCAGUAAUGAUGCCUGGCUGGCUGGGGUACUUGAUACUGGGGAGCUUUUCCUCUGGAACAAAGAUCAAGAUUGUUUGAAAACUAUACAAGCAACUGAAAAACCUAAAGAAAUGAUUAAAGCUGCAGUAGCAAGCUCUUUGAGACUGUACUUGUAUGUAUCUGGCAAUGGGAAAAGAGUUCUGCUUAUAACUCCUUCUGGAUGCAUAUUUCUUUGGGAACAUUUGGAAUUCAAGAAUAUCUUAUCUUCCAAAAGCCCUUCAUUGGUGGGCCAGUGGUCCCAGAUCAUACCUGAAGAAGCAGUUCAUUUGCCUUCCACUGAAGAUAAAGAAGCUGUAGUGCAUGCGGUUUUUAUAAAAAAUGAGUUAUUUGGAGACUGCUGCUUGUGCUCAUUUACUUUCUAUUCCGGGGAAUGCCUGAAGUUAACAUUUCUAGCAAUUCGGUGGCAUGAAAAUGUAUUUACAUCUAUAAGAUCAUUGACAUACCAUGUUCAGUGGGCACAACAAGAUUGCCUUCUGUGCAGUCUGAUUCCUAAAUGUGAAUCAGUAAAGUCAAGAGGAGCUCUAAUUUCUGCAUUUUCAAGAGAUGGCAUUACCCUGGCAGUAACUCUUAAUCAGAAAGACCCAAAGGCAACUCAGGUAUUAUUUAUAAACACACUGAAUUUUGUUACACUCUGUGGUAGCCUUAAAGGAUGUAGUAAUAAGAAUCCUGUGGUUCCAGCUACACUUAUCAGGUCCUACUGGGUAGGUGAUAUCAGCUGGACUCAUGAUAGUCUUUUUCUGGCUUGUGUGUUAAAACGUGGCUCCCUGGUUUUAUUGACCUGCCAAGGUGAAUUGCUAACGUUAAUUACAUUUGGUUGCUCUAUAGAAUUUGGGCCAGCAGAAUUUAUUCCUCUUCACCCGCUAAUAACAUAUAGACCACAGCAGUUUACACUUCAAGAUUCAGAUAAUUCUGUAGAUUCAUCAGCUUCUGAUAGUGACCCUAUGAGACAGAGAUUUUCUAUAAAAGCACAUUCACGGUUACCCUACCUCAUUAUUUCUGAUGGAUACAUGGUCACAACCCUUCGAUUUCUUGAUAAUCUGUCUCCAACAGUGCUCAUGAGAUCCCUUCUACUUGAUUCAACACAGAGGCUUGAGAAAACAUACCAAAGUUUGAUAUUGUCUAAGCCAAAAGGCCGAGGGCUGAACUUGCAAUCACUGGAUUCCCUAAGAUCUAGCUUGUUAAAACACCACGGAAAUGAAAAGUUAGCUGAUUCUACUGUUCCCAGAUUCUUGCAGGCAGAAGAAACAAUGAAGUUAAAUGAAAAAACAGCAGAUUUGCAGGAUUUUGAAGCCGAAGAAACUAAUGAAGGCGAACAUUUUACAAACAACUUAUUUUCUUUUUGGAACCAAAAGAAUGAUCUAUUGUUUAGUAGUGCCAAAGAAGGAAGAUUGGAAUUUGCUUCUAUGUUUGAUACCAUACAUGCAAAAGAUAAUACUGAGGAGACAGAUAAAACUGUUACAGAACUGCAUUCUGUCCAGAAAAAUCUCCUUGCAGCAUGGACUAUAGGAAUUUCAAAAAAUGUGACAGAAAAAAAUUUAAUGUUAAAUUACACAGUAGUUUGUAUCACUCAUUUUUUGUACAUUCUUCAAUUUAUAAAAUGUCCUUUCCCCACACUUGAUCUUUUUUUAAGCAAGAGCCCAAGACAUAAUGCAUGGGUAGUUUGUAUAUUUCAACUUUUUCAUCAGUGUUUAUCAAUCCAGUACUGGGAUAUGAGAUACAGACAAAAUGUAGGACAUUUGGUAAAGCUGACCUCAAAUACUAUAAAGCUUUUGCUGACACAGCAACAACAGAAUCAGUUAUUCUCAAAGAAGCUUUUAGCCUGUUUUCAUUUACUCAGAAUGGUAGCUGAUCAUUUAAAUGGCGUAUACAGUCUUCAACCAGAAGUUAUUUCAGCAUCAACUGAUGGAAGUAGAACAGCAAAGCAAGACUCAUUGGUGGUACCCAUUUUUCAAAUGUUUCAAGAUAGUGGUGCUCAGAAAAACUGGUCUUGGAAUUCGUCUUUCAGGAUUCGUCCUCAAGUAUUAAAUUUUGUUCAACAGCCAGGACACAGAUUGAUUGUUCUCUGGAGAGUAUUGUACAGAAAAACUUUAUGGUAUCAAACACAAUUAAGUCAAAGAGUUCCUGAAGAUGACAUACAGUUAACUGAAAAGAUGACACAUGAAGCAUCUACUGUCAAGUCCCUGUUAUGUCAUAUACAGGCUAAAUUGCAGACUGCUGGAGUUCUCUUGAACCAGACAGUAGAACUUAAAUCUAUCAAUGGGGAAGAGUGUUUCCUAUUAGGAUCAUAUGAAAAGUCUGUUCAACUAUGGAAGAAAGCUCUUCAAGAAACCCAAGAGAAAGGAGGAAGAAGGAUAUGUUUUCUUCAGAUACGCUAUUAUCUUUCCCUUUUGUACUGCCACCUCUAUAACUAUAAUUUAAAUGAUGCUCAAGGAUUAUGUGAUCAGCUAGUAAGAGAAAUACUGAUAUGGUCCCACCUACCUGUAAAAGAAGAUGAAGAUUGUUCAGUUCCUGAGAAGUCUCAUUGUGAGUUUGGAGUGACUGGAAAUGUUCAUCCUGAAGCGGCGGUGAGGGUUAUCCAGUCCAUGGCUCGCUUCAUGGCUGCCUAUUUCACCAGUCAGCUGCUUUGCAUUUUGCCACCUCACAAUGUGAAUGUUCUUCCUCCCCUUCAUAUUAAAACAGAGCAGCCCUUUCGACUUAUUCCUCUGCAACACUCGAAGGUGGCCAGUGUUGUUAGAGAGCAGAAUCUUUCUAAUGUGUGGACAGUUGAAUACGCCCUUGAAUUAUUAUUUAUUGGUGGCCUGGUUCCAGAAGCUGUGUGGUUGGCACAGAAACUUGGUGACUGGAAGACAUCUGUUUCCAUUGGUGUGGCCUUGCAGCUGUUCUGUAAACAUGAUAGCAAUUUCACAAGGUCCAGGAAAAAGGGUCUGAAUCUACCGUUAAAUAUGACUCCAGCACAGAUUUUCCAGGAAAAACUGCAGUGUUUUUUAGGUCAGCCAGCCUCUUUGGAAGCAAAAAAAGAAAUGGGCUCAAAAUACAAACAGUUUACAGAUCCCAUUGAAGAAGAAGAUGCAGAUCUGCUAUUUGGUUCUGUGCAGGAAGUACUGAAAGCAGCAGUUAUGGCUGAUGCAGAUAUUCUUUCAGAGACAUUUCAGCUUCUGAUAAACUCUGCCAAGGACUUCAGUCAGAGACUGUGGGGCUUAGUGCCGGUCGGCUUGUAUCUUCCAGCUCCUCCAUUAUAUUGUCCUCAGCCAGCUGUUCUUAGUGAAGAAGAUGGUGAUGAUCUUCUUUUAAAAGCUGAAAAAGAUAAUCGCCAAAAGGUGUCUGGAAUCCUUCAACGUGUUCUCUUGCUUUUCCGGGCAGCUCGGUGUUCUUUUCCUGUAGCACAGUGGUACAUCUUGCAGUUGAGAUGGGCAAGAAAAGUCAUGCAGAAGAUUCGAAUGAAAGGAUCCCUUCCUUCAUUGAGUCCUUUCCCUCAGUCGUUACUUAAUUUCUGUAAAGGAGGUGUAGCAUUCUUUCGACCUGGGGCAACUGGAGACCACAAGCUUGAUGAAGUGUCCAUUAAAGCAAUAGGUUGCUUCAGAGAACUUUGUGCUUUGUGUUGGAUGCUGCAUGUCCGUGAUAAGUUAUCCUAUAGUUGCAGGCAAUAUCAGAAGGCAAGGGAAAAUGUGGAGGGAAAAAAGGACCUUGAAGUGAAGUUUGAUUCUUGUAUGGUUGAGCACUGUCUCAGUGCAGUGGAAUGGGCUUGUAGAAUGCUACCGUUCUCUCGGUUUUCUAAUAUUGAAGAACUUAUUCAGGAUCUAAUUUUGAGCCUCAUUGGAGAACUGCCACCAAUCAGAGAGGUAGCAGAAAUUUUUGUGAAAGCAUUUCCCAAUCCUGAGGACAUAAGGGUUCCUGUAAGAGAAAAAUAUCACUGUCUUCAACAGAGACUCAGACACUAUGUUGUGAAAGGUCCCCAAACUCAGGAAAUGAUGUCUGUUAUCAUGCAUUCUAUCCAUAAAGUGAGGGUAAAAGCUCUGAAACGUGUGCAGAGAAAUAUAGGUUCUUUUGAGAUGAAUAUAUGGGAACCAACUGAAGAAGAAAAACCAGCUGAGGUUCUAGGUUUUGACAAGUUUUCCUUGGGAACUAGUUUGAGCAGGAGCACACUCACAGAACCAGGGAAUUCUGUGGUCCACAGUGAUGCAGAUACAGCUGAUACUUUCUCAGAAGCUUUGUUGGCUGAAGAAAAAAGUAGGAUACAUUUCUCUCAAAGAAAUGCCCCAAAUCACAUGGAAUUAACAUUGACUGGUAAGCCCAGUGGAAAAAAGAAAAUAUGUAAUCAGAAGGAAAACCCUAAAAGAAAAGAAGAUCGUGAAAAGUUGUUACAAAAUGCACUUCCUGUAAUAGGUGUUUGGGAAUUUGAACGUGACGAUGAUGAAUAUAUUAAAUUCCUUGAACUCUUCUUGAGUUAUGUUCUUGAAAGAGACCUACUUGGUUCCAAGGAUGCUGGCAUUCCAUUUCUAACUAGCUUUUCUGGGCAUCUUAGAGAACAUGAACUUAAUUCUUUACUUUUUGAUGUACAUACAACAUUAAAACGACGUCAGGGCAAAACCAAAAACCAGAAUGUGUUUAGAGCUGGUUCUUGCUUUGUUGUUGCUCCUGAGUCAUAUGAGUAUGAAAAAUCAGAAAACCAGACACUUUCAGCUUCUGUACUGGUUAAUCAAGGGAUCAGGCCUUUUUUAGAGAACCCUUUGAAUGAAGUCAAUAAAAAUGAAGGGAAGAGUGGGUUGUUUGGUUUAAAACAGAAGUCAGUUUACAGAAUACAAGAUGACAAUGCAGAGAAAACUUUAAUACAGAGAUGGGCAAACCAUAGUUUUUGCACUCCCAAGUCUAUUGAAACUAGAAGAUGUAUUUUCAAAGCAAUUCAACGCAAUGAUAUUAACCCUCAAGAAGAUCUUCCUCUAGCACUAAGUAACACAUUUGCCAGUAUAAGAAGGCUGUUGGAAUGGAUGAUAAGAUGGUCUGAUAGAAGACUGCUCUGUGAUUUUGGUCUCACUGCGUCAUCCUGUGAGUACAGUCCCGUCAUUCGUGUAAAGACUUCUACAGCUGCCAUUCUUACAUCAUUGUGGCUUUUGAAACAACCCUAUUUUGCUACAUAUAAGGCAAAAAAUGCCAUUAUUAAGGUGCUAGAGAAUAAUUACCCUGAGCCUCAGAAUGGACCCAAUAUAGAGAGUGAUUAUAAAACAGAUGCUGGUUGUUCUGUUGCAGUAUCCACUCAAGGUGGGAGUGAGGAAAGAAAUGAUCAGAAUGAAUCUUGUCAAAGUAUCCUGAACUGCUUAAUUUUUGUCAAUAGAAUGCCAACUGAAGUAAAAAAUCCCGAAAUAAAAGGAACCAAUGAUGAGAUUAUUUCUGUCACUGAUGAUACUGAAAAAGUAUUUGUAGAUAUUGAGGAGGAUCUUUUAGAAGUAGAAACAUUUACACAGGAGGAAAUGGAUAUAUACCCAUCAGACUAUGAAGAGGAUGCCAAAGAAUCUGUUGGAAUUGUUAAAAGUCCCAGUAUUGCGUCUUACAUGCAGAUGCAGACUUUACCACAGCAUUUAGAAGAACAUUCCACAGGAGAGUUUCAGUGUCCAAGGGAAGAACUGUUAGAGACAUGUAUGGAGGAAAAAUCAACUGAACAGAAAGGUAUGAUCGAAGGCUUUAUAGAUCCAGAACACAUCACUCCUCAUUCAUUUGGUGUAGAUAUAAGUUCAGAAGUUUCUAGUGCACGGAUCUCUGCAUGUAAAUAUAAAUCUUCCUCAGCUCCACCUUUGGUAUCAAGUAGAGUCACUGUUGCUUCACAAACACCUGGGCCAACAGCUCAGCCAACCAGGAGAAACGAACCCAGGGCUCAGUUAUCACAUUAUUCCAGUUCUGUUAGGGAAAUGCUCCAAGAUGAAAUGUUUAAAUUAGUUCAGCUGCAACAGGUCAACUUCAUGAGCCUAAUGCAAAUAGUAGGAUCAUCCUUUGCUAACCACCCGGAUAUACAUCAACUUCUACAGCAGUCUCAGUCUGUGCAUUUGGUGGGAAGCCAAGGAUCAAACCCCACAAGAGGCAGUCUUGAUGUUGAAGACACCAGUAGAAAUCUGAAGGAGAGAUUUUUCGUUAAACCACAACCCAUGGGAGAGUACACCAGAGAGCCUGGCAAGAACAGCCCACACUGCCAUAAAGGAAUUGUGCAAUCUGAUGAAAAUAGUAAUGGAAAUUUACAGAAUGUUCCACAUAGGAGUGUUUCUUUUUGUCAGUUAGAAGGCCAAACCCAGAAUAGAGGACUAACUCCAGCAUCUCAGAGCUUACCAACCACUUCAUUGUCUCCAGCCCCUGCUGGAAAUACUCACCUCCACCUUUUGUCCACGUCUUCUGCCAUUCUGAAGACACCUGAACUUAUCCCCACUGCAAACACUUUCAGACCUGGUGAUGGUUUUCCUUUGCUUCAAUUUCAGCCCAACCCUGAAUUUAAGCCCCUUUCCUUCCAUACAGAAAGAGUUCCUCAAGUUCCCUUCAGUCCUCCGCCACAGCCAAGAGUGGCUUGGGGAUUAUCUGAUUUCUUCCAGCCUCCCUUGCCAAAGAGAGCAGUGGACACUACUUCAAUGUCCCAUUUGAAUUUGAGCCAGUAUAAUACUGAAGCCAUAAAAAAAGCAGUUGAGCAGAAGAAAUGGGCAGAAACAAUAAUUACAGAAAUUCCUAAGCAUGUGAACUUGGAUCAGUAUGUUGGACAAGAAAACUUGACACCUCAGCAGGACUCUGCAACAUUUAUAAAACCAGAAAAACUGUUGGAUGUUAAGCCAGGGCCCUUUGAGGUAUCUCCUCAGAAUUCUUUUGGACUUCCAUUAUUGCACCUGCAACUUAAACCUCCUUCUGUAUUUUCCUCUGCCUCAAGAGCAUCAGUUACAGUUCCAUCAAUACCUAUUAGAACUGUAGCAGAAGAAAGCAAGUACCCAAGACUAUCACUACUUCAUUCAUGUCUAUCCCAAGAAAAUAUGUACCAAAGCCCACAACUUAUUCCACUUGAAAACCUUAUUGCAUUUAAACAAAUGCAACAAAAAUUAACGCAUAAUUUAUUUGAACAAGGCGAUCCUGGACACCUCCAGCUUCUACAGGUUGAAAUAGAAUCAUCUGAAUUGAGACAAGGAAAGGACAGUAAAAAAAGACAAAGACGACGAGCUGAAAAAGAGCUGCAAGAAAAAAGAUCAGAGAAACUAAGGAGAAAACCAAGUGUGACUUUGCAGCCAGAGGAUUUUAUCAUUAAUGAUAAUGAUUCAGAAAUAGUUAUGAAGCCCAAGGAGCAACAAGAACAUCAUGGUUCCCAGCCUUUGGAAGACUUUGACAUUCCUUUUGAAAAGCUCCAGGACAAUGUUAAUACUUCAGCUGGAUUGCAUUUCAUGGCCUCUGUAAAAAAGAAAGUUAAAGGAUGUCAGGAUGCAAGUACAAAUACAGACCCAGAACAUGAAUCUUUCAGUGUUCCUCAACUUUUGGCACCAGAUGUAUAUCUGAAUCUCAGACUUUCCACUGAAAUAUCAGAGAAACCUCUGUCACCUUCAGCAAGUGAAACGGUACUAAAUUUGGAAGUUUUAAUAAGAAAAGAGCCUUCAGAUGAUAAUAGUAUCAAACAGCAAAGCGAUCGUCUAGAAGUCCCAUCUUCUGCAGAAUUACAUUACAUGGCAGCUUCAGUUACUAAUGCUCUUCCCCUGCACAAUUUUAAGAGUCAAGAUACUCCGAAGCCAGAUCUUCGAUUCAAGGAACCAAGCUCAAAGUCAGAUGCCUCAGAUUACCCGCUGUGGGAACUACUACAGGAUGUCUCUGCCACUCGUCCUGCGCCAAGCUCUGCAGCUCGCCGGCUAGAGCAUCUAACCUCAAAGCUUCAGAGAAUUGAUGAACAGCUGUUAGCAAUACAGAACAUUGCUGAAAACAUAGAGCAGAAUUACCCAAGACAUAUCAUGCUAGACCGACAUUGUAUUAAGGUUGAACCUGUAGAUCACAUUGAGCUGUCUUCUGGCCCCGAAUCUGAAAAAACACUGCCUUCAAAAACCAUUCACAUUCCUGAAGAAGUGCAUUUCCUGACUCAUAUGAAUAAAGAAGAUCAAAGGGACAACGAACAGAUUUCAGUAACGGAAACUCAUCCUAGUCAGAAAACCUGUGUGUUCCCUUCUGCCGAUUCAGCUGUCAGCCUUUGCAGUGACCAGAAUUUGACUUCUCCUGGUGUGAAUAACAGUGAUGAAUUAUUUGAGAGUGUUUCAGUAGAUCCACUCCAGAUGAGUGAACUGACUGAUAUUGCAGACAUUAUCAAUGACCUUAUAACAAAAGAUGGAGUUUCCAGUGAAGAGCUUGGCUUAACAGAACAACAGGCGAGGAGCAUCUCCAGGAUUCAGCAUUCCUCUGGUAGACGUCCACAAAGAACUGAGAAGGAGAGAAAAGAGAUUCAAGUCUGGAUGAAAAGAAAACGAAAAGAAAGAAUGGCAGAGUACUUAAAUCAGCUAGCAGAAAAGAGAGGGCAAGAACAUCAUCCUUUCUGCCCCAGGAGCAACCCAUUUUACAUGACUUCAAGGGAAAUCAGGCUGAGACAAAAGAUGAAGCACGAAAAAGACAGAUUGCUACUCUCUGACCACUAUAGUCGUCGAAUCUCACAGGCAUACAGUCUGAUGAAUGAACUGUUAUCUGAAUCAGUACAGCUUCCAGCAACUGCACAGAAACCAUUGCCUAAAAAACCCAGACCUGCUCAAAUUCCCAGAAGGCAACGCUCCCUUUCUCCAAGAGGAGAGAAUCGACAUGAUCACAAUUUUCCAAUACAUAGACCUGGAAAAGUCAGAUAUAUAUCCAUCAAACCAAGUUAUACCCAAAAGGGGAGACUUUUGGGGCAAACUCAAGGCUCACCUUGGCCAUGUGGAACUGCUACUUUUACCAUACAGAAGAAAGCUGGUGGAGCCAAAGUGGCAGUGAGAAAGGCUGUGCAGUCUCCAGUUACCGUCCGAAGAGGGUCUAAUGCUCCCUGUCUGCAGUGUACAGAAAAUCACACAAGUGCAGGUCUUGCACCUCAAACCAAGGAGGUAUGUUUAGAGUAUGAGAGAGAGGAGACUGUGGUGAGCCCCUGGAUGGUACCUUCAGAGAUCCGUGCGAUUCUGUAUGAGAGUCACAGUUCCCUUCUACAGGACUCAUCACCAACUGAAGAAAAGCCAGAGCCUCCUUUUGGGGUGGUUGGCACGGACACCUUGUCUGAGAGCACGGGCAGCAUCCUCAGCAAGCUUGACUGGGAUGCCGUCGAAGAUAUGGUGGCCGGUGUGGAGGACAAGAGCCCGUCUGUCCACUGGGCCCUGGACCUGUAA